Molecule: messenger RNA, 1167 nt
Organism: Morchella sextelata
Lineage: Eukaryota; Fungi; Ascomycota; Pezizomycetes; Pezizales; Morchellaceae
Exons: 4
Coding region: 1-1167 (388 amino acids)
Biological process (GO): maturation of SSU-rRNA; protein phosphorylation
Cellular component (GO): cytosol; nucleus; preribosome, small subunit precursor
Molecular function (GO): protein serine/threonine kinase activity; ATP binding
Source: RefSeq, a predicted model, not a curated record
AUGAAACUCGAUACUCAUGCAAUGCGGUACCUUAGUUCCGAGGACUGGCGUGUCCUUACAGCUGUUGAAAUGGGCAGCAAGAAUCAUGAGGUCGUCCCAACACCUUUGAUAGCCCAAAUCUCGGGUUUGCGCGGUGCUAGUGGUGUAAAUAAAUCUAUCUCUGCCAUUGCUAAGGUUGGACUGAUCGCGAAGGUCAAAAACGCAAAAUAUGAUGGAUACAGAUUGACCUAUGGCGGAUUAGAUUAUUUAGCCUUACACUCGUUUUCCAAGCGGAGGACGGUUUACUCGGUCGGUAACCAGAUUGGCAUCGGAAAGGAGUCUGAUAUCUUCGUGGUUGCGAAUGACACGGGGAAGCAACACGUCUUGAAGAUACAUCGUCUUGGAAGAAUAUCUUUCAGGAAAGUAAAAGAAAACCGGGAUUAUCUUCGGAACCGAAACUCAGGAAGUUGGAUGUACAUGUCUAGAUUGGCAGCAUUGAAAGAAUAUGCCUUCAUGAAGAUUCUUCACGAAAACGGGUUUCCGGUUCCUACCCCGCUUGAUCAAGCUCGCCACUGCAUUGUUAUGGAAUUAAUAGACGCCUUUCCCCUCCGUCAACUUUCCACUGUUUCCGAGCCCUCAACGCUCUAUUCAUCGCUCAUGGAGCUAAUCCUAAGAUUUGCAUCGAUGGGACUGAUUCAUGGUGACUUCAACGAGUUUAACAUUCUUGUCUAUGAGGAUAGCUUAAAGCCUAUCGUCAUUGAUUUCCCUCAGAUGAUCAGCACAGACCAUCCCAACGCGAAAGACUACUUCGAUCGUGAUGUACAGUGCAUCAAGACCUUUUUCGAGCGAAGGUUUAGAUACACUUCUGAUGAUGAUGGUCCGCAUUGGAGCGACGUGAAGAGGGUUGGAAAGUUGGAUAUUGAGGUACAGGCCAGUGGUUUCUCAAAAAAGCAAUGGAAGGAGUUAGAGAAAUAUAUGAAAGAAGUUACGCCCCUUAACGAUGAUAAUGAGGAUAGUCAAGAAGAGAGUAGGGAGGACGAAGCGGACGAAGACGAUGAUGAUGAUGAGGCCGAAGAGGGUAAAGAGGAUAACGAAAAAGCGGAUAUUGAUUUACCCGACGAAGAAAAAGGAGAUAACACACAACUAUGGGAAGCUGUCCGAGCUUCUAAAGAAAAGGGCCUGAGAUGA